CCCCAGGCAAAGACAGUGGCGACCUCAGAUUUAUAGGAAAUGCACAGAUACGGCAUGGUUGUACCUGUUCUUUCUCUUUUGGACUGGUUUGGUGUUCAUCAUGGGCUACUCAGUGGCAGCUGGAGCCACAGGAAGACUCCUCUUUGGCUACGACAGCUUUGGCAACGUGUGUGGCAAGAAGAACUCCCCAGUAGAAGGGGCCCCUCUUUCAGGGCAGGACAUGACCCUAAAAAAACACGUGUUUUUUAUGAAUUCCUGCAAUCUGGAGGUCAAGGAUGUGAGGCUCAGUUCCACUGUCCUCUGUGUGUCCCGCUGUCCUGAAGAGCAGCUUGAUACCCUGGAAGAGCUCCAGCUCUUUGCAAACACCAGUGGGUCCUUCCUGUGUGUUUAUAGUUUGAAUUCCUUCAACUACACCCAGAAUCCAAAGGCAGACUCGCUGUGCCCCAGGCUACCAGUUCCUCCAAGCAAGUCUUUUCCCUUGUUUAACCGAUGCAUCCCUCAAACACCUGAGUGUUAUUCCCUGUUUGCAUCUGUUUUGAUCAAUGAUGUUGACGCCCUCCAUCGAAUUCUAAGUGGAAUAAUGUCAGGAAGAGACACAAUCCUCAGCCUCUGUAUCCUUGCAUUUGCCUUGUCUUUGGCCAUGAUGUUCACCUUUCGAUUCAUCACCAGCCUUCUGGUUCACAUUUUCAUUGCGCUGAUUGUUGUGGGAUUGUUGUUUGUCUGCGGUGUCUUAUGGUGGCUGUAUUAUGACUAUACCAAUGACCUCAGCAUAGAAUUGGACACAGAGAGGGAAAAUAUGCAGUGUUUGCUGGGGUUUGCUGUUGUGUCUACAGUUAUCACGGCAGUUCUGCUCGUCCUGAUUUUCGUCCUCAGGAAGAGAAUAAAAUUGACAGUUGAACUUCUCCGCGUCACAAAUAAAGCCAUCAGCCACUCUCCUUUCCUGCUGUUCCAGCCACUCUGGACAUUUGCCAUCCUCCUUCUCUUCUGGGUCCUCUGGGUGGCCGUGCUCCUGAGCCUGGGAACUGCAGGAGCUGCACACGUCAUCGAAGGCGGUCAAGUGGAAUAUAAGCCUCUUUUAGGCAUUCGGUAUAUGUGGUGGUACCAUUUAAUCGGCCUCUUCUGGACUAGUGAAUUCAUCCUCGCGUGUCAGCAAAUGACUAUAGCUGGGGCAGUGGUUACGUGUUAUUUCAACAGAAAUAAAAAUGACCCUCCUGAUCGUCCGAUCCUUUCAUCUCUCACCAUUCUUUUCUGCUACCAUCAGGGAACAGUUAUCAAGGGGUCAUUUUUAAUCACUGUGGCGAGGAUUCCAAGAGCCAUUCUCAUGUAUGUGUAUAACACUCUGAAAGAGAAGCAGCACGGUGCCUGGUCGAGGUGCGUGUCCCGAUGCUGCUGCUGCUGUUUCUGGUGUCUUGACAAAUGCCUGCGCCAUCUCAACCAGAAUGCAUACACUACAACUGCCAUUAAUGGGACAGAUUUUUGCACAUCAGCAAAAGAUGCACUCGAACUCUUAUACAAGAAUUCAAGUCAUUUUACAUCUGUUAACUGCUUUGGAGACUUCAUAAUUUUUCUAGGAAAGGUGUUAGUGGUAUGUUUCACAGUUUUUGGAGGACUGAUGGCAUUUAACUACCACCGUGUGCUUCAGGUGUGGGCAAUCCCACUGCUGUUGGUUGCUUUUUUUGCCUACUUAGUAGCCCAUAGUUUUUUAUCUGUGUUUGAAACUGUGCUGGAUGCACUUUUCCUGUGUUUUGCUGUUGAUCUGGAAACAAAUGAUGGAUCAUCAGAAAAGCCCUACUUUAUGGACCAAGAGGUUUUGAGUUUUGUAAAAAGGAUCAACAAAUUAAACAGUGCAAGGACACAGAGAGACAAGAACUCAUUAACCAAUGAAGAGGGAACAGAACUCCAGCCUUUGUGAGAUAAGCGCCCAUCAGGUAUCUGUACCUGGAAAAAGUUUCCUUUUCCUAAGAGCCGUGCACAGAAUAAACGAUUAAGGCCUGAUAUGGACCCUAUUCUUCUUCACUGUUUUUGUCCCCAUUAU
Messenger RNA from Hippopotamus amphibius kiboko, 2035 nucleotides. RefSeq names its product solute carrier family 44 member 3 (gene SLC44A3). NCBI's taxonomy places the organism in Eukaryota, Metazoa, Chordata, Mammalia, Artiodactyla, Hippopotamidae. Bases 101 to 1912 code for a protein of 603 amino acids. The transcript is spliced from 14 exons. Gene Ontology annotation, cellular component: membrane. The record is from RefSeq and is a predicted model, not a curated record. Gene Ontology annotation, biological process: transmembrane transport. Gene Ontology annotation, molecular function: transmembrane transporter activity.